Molecule: messenger RNA, 2970 nt
Organism: Gryllus bimaculatus (two-spotted cricket)
Lineage: Eukaryota; Metazoa; Arthropoda; Insecta; Orthoptera; Gryllidae
Source: the annotation of a GenBank genome assembly
CGCCGCACGUCCGCGUGGCUCGAGAUGGCGCUCAGCACCGACAGCGACCCCAGCUGCGCCGCAAGACAACGCACGGUCCAGACCUCAUUCACCUGUGCAAGACAGUCGAGAAAGACAUUCAACUGCGCAAGAUCGUCGUUACAACAAGCGAUUCAAGGAUCUUUGAUUACAUCUGCUAUUAGUUAUAUUCCCUCGAAUUAAGCAAGAUGUCAAGUGAUCUGAGUGGUUAUUUAGAUGUAAAAGUGCCAGCUAAAGUUCGGAAGAGAGGAUUCACUCCAUGGAAGGCAUGGAAGAAACAGUGGUGUGUAGUUCUUCCAUCUGAAAACUCAGGGGUAUGCAUUCAAAUAGGAAGUAACUCAUCAAAUACUAUUCACAUUUCAUCUGAUUCUACCUUCUGUCACUCCAGCUCUCGAUCACGUCAGUUUGCUUUUGGUGUCUAUACCAAUGUUGGGCAGACCCGUAGGCCUCUUAUUUUUCUUGCCGGAAACUCUGAAACAGAGACUCAAAAAUGGAUGGCUCAUAUACGCAAUUUACUUCAUCCUAAACAGCCUUUUGAUAUAUAUGCCCAGCAUGGAGAAGGCACGUUUUCAGUGUCCUUGAUUGAUAAUACUCUCACGCAAUCAGCUGGACUGAGUGGUUUUUAUGGUGUAAUGACAGUAGGAGCAUGUCAUAUAAGUUUGAGUAGAAACGGCUCAGAGGAAGCUGUGGCCUCUUGGGACUGGUCUCACUUUCAUCAGUUUCAUUUGGCAGCCACUGGCAAACCAGAAGAUGAAAACAAGAUAUGUGUGAUACAUACCAGCAGUGAAUUUCCAGCUGGCCCUGGUCAAAUGUACAUAUUUUGUUUACAAGCACCUCAGCUUCUGGAUUGCCUAUUACGUAGGGGACAGAUUAAACAACUCCUUCCGCAACCAGUCUCUCUACAAAACUCGCGUCGCUUGAGUCGCAGUGAAAGUGAUCUAAGAUGCUAUUGCAGUGUUGCUGAAGCGACAGUAGGAAGUCCUAGCAAGUUCUUGCGUCAUCCUGCAUUGAUUCGAUCACAUAGUGGAUCCCGUGAUUCAGGAGUUAGAGUAUCCACAGCCUCGGAUGACUCAGGCCAUGAUAUUCAAGGCAAAGUGGCCAAUAGUCUUAUAUCUGCUGGUCUAGGAUUGCUGUUUUCAACCCCAGGUUGCAGUGAGGCAGACAAUGAAUCUCUUCAUGAAUAUCAACACAUCGGAAGUUGUGAAAGUGACGAAGACAUUGAACAAGUGGCUGCUCUCUUUAGAACUAAUUCUGUGUCUAAUACCUAUUCACCUCGAAGAGAAUCGGGUAUCUCUCUUGCAUCGGGAAUUUAUGAGGAAAUAAUGGAUGAUGUUUUCCCUGUCAUGACAGAUGGGCAGACACAGAAUCAUUACGAAAAUCCAGCCUCCUUAGGAUGGAGAAAAUCAUUAGAAGAUAAUUCCCCUCCUCCUCCGCUUCCUCCAAGGAAGCAUAAAUUCCAUACUCAAGCUAAAUGCAGCAUGAGUGAAGAGGCGCUGGACGAGAAGAGCAAAAGUCCUCCGACCAGCCGGUUUCCAUCGCUGAGUGCGUUACGACAAGGAUCGUUUCCCGGUUACUCAGCCUCGUGCUCCUCCUUGGCCUCUUCUCCUCUGCCGCCAAUUCCGUGGAGCAAGUGGUCUGCGAGGGGCCCGCUGCCCCCGGAGCCUGAGCCAGACUAUGUGCCCAUGUCUCCUCGGGGUGCACCCAUCCUUCCUCCUACUCCCCCACCGGUUUCCCACGAGGAAUCUCACUACAUGGUAAUGGCAAGUUUGAAACCAUCAUGACGUCAUACAUUGCUACGAAUGAAAUGUGACUUUCUUGCUUGGACUUUUCAGCUUGAAGUUGAUAAUAGCUGUGAUAUUAUGAAUCAGAAUCACUCGAAAUAUUUCAGUGUAUUUCUUACAAAUUUCUCAUUUCUUUGUUUUAUUCAAUAUUUCUAAUAGUGUGCCACUUGAACUUUGUAUUAGUAUUUUCCUCUGUGUGUAAAUGGAUGGCAUGAUACAUAUAUUUGUUUUUCGAAAUUCUGGCAUUGGUCAGAAUGGCAUUAAAUUAUUUCUCUUCAUCUUCUAGUUUCUCUGUUUUUGGACAUAGCCAUACUUCACAAUUGUAAAUGCAGAUGUUACUUUUUUGACAAUUGUAUUUGAAAAUUGUUAAAAUAUAUAUGUGUAUACAAUUUUAAAUACUUUUUACUUCAAAAAUAACAUGCAGAGCAGUUCACAUUUGUAAUUCAAUAUUGACAUAGUUGAGGAAAUAUUGUGUAUAUAAAUGAGAGAGAGAGAAAAGGAGAGAUAUUGUGGUAUGUCAGACAUAAAAUUGCCACACUAUUUUAAUGUGAUUGUAGUAAUGAGAAAUUCAUUCUGACAACUCAUUUAAUGAGGUGUAGCUUGCAAGUUAUCUAAACAUGACAGUGAUCUUAAUGUCUGCCAAGUGUCAUUUUAAUUUGAACAUGUAUAAUUCUCAAAAUAUGAAUGUACAUUGCAUGCAGUUUACAUAUCUAUGUAAUGAACCAGUGGUUUAUUUAAAUUGUUGGCAUGCUGUUUGAAUUUCAACAGUUUUUUGUACUUACAUAAACAUUUGAAUUUUGCAUUUGAUCAGUUUGCCCUGUAAAUUUCAGUAUUUGUGUUUAAUAUUAUAAAAAUAUAAGAAUAUUUGUUUUAUAGUAAAAGGUGAUUGUUUACAUAGACACUCCUUGAGUUUAUGUGGAAGAAUGUGAGACUGUUUUCCUACAUUGUCUGUUACUAGAGAAUUUGGUACUGUGAAAUUCUUCAGUACUUUUAGCAAUUGUAACAUAAUAAAUGUAGUCGUUGAACUCCCUGUAGAAAUGUCAACUGACUACCAACUGUACCUACAAGCUUUAUGUCAAAAUUUGCGCUUUUACCUUUCGCAUUCUGAAAUUUGUUUGUGAUAUGAGAUGUUAGGUAUUUGUUCCUCAAUAAUUUGUUAAAUACAGGAUGC